AUGAGUCUUUGGGUCGACAAAUACAAACCAACCAGCAUUGAUCAGUUGACUUAUCACAAGGGUCUCUCAAAACAACUCAAAGGAUUGGCUCGAUCCGACAAUUUGCCCCAUUUGUUGUUUUAUGGUCCUUCAGGUGGUGGAAAAAAGACACGCAUUGCAGCUAUGCUUCGAGAAUUGUUUGGUCCUGGCGUCGAAAAGCUCAAAAUCGAUCAACGUCAGUUUUCUACGCCGAGCAACCGUAAGCUUAUCUUCACUAUCGUUCAAAGCAACUAUCAUUUGGAAAUCAAUCCAAGUGAUCUCGGCUUUUAUGAUCGUAUCAUUGUUCAAGAUGUGAUUAAGAGUAUUGCACAAACACAGCAGGUGGAUGCCAAUGCAAAACAUCAAUACAAAGUGGUGGUGAUUGAUCAAGCUGAUGAAUUGACGCGUGAAGCACAAGCAGCGUUACGUCGUACCAUGGAAAAGUAUACGACCAAUUUGCGAUUGAUUCUUUGCUGCAACAGCUUGAGCAAGUUGAUUGCCCCUCUUCGUUCACGUUGCUUGAUUCUCCGUGUGCCCCGCCCAACCUUACCCGAGGUCUCCACAGGAUUACAGCUUGUAGCCAAUCAAGAAAAGUUCAACUUGCCAAAACCUCUUGCUGAGAAUAUUGGACGUAUGACACAAUGCAACAUGCGCUCAUCAUUAUUGACUUUGGAAAGCACGGCAGUAAAAUUCUCUGAUCUUUCAAGUGUACAAGUCCCUGAAGCGAUGGAUUGGGAAGUGGUCAUUCAAGGAUUGGCCAAGAUGAUUUUGGAAGAACAAACACCACAAAGAUUACUGGAAACCCGAAAGCAUGUUUAUGAUUUGAUCACGCGUGGUGUGGAGCCUACUGUUAUUAUGAAGAACCUCUCGUUUCAAUUGAUGAAAAGGAUGGAUAGUGAAAUGCAAAGAACGGUCAUUGACAAAGCAGCUUACCAUCAACACCGCAUGAAUUUGGGCCGUAAACACGUAUUUCAUUUGGAAGCUUUCAUUGCCAGUGUGAUGGACGCCUAUCUUCGUCAUCGUACAAAGUACUAG
This is a messenger RNA of Lichtheimia ornata, 1053 nucleotides long. RefSeq lists its product as uncharacterized. The transcript has 11 exons. Gene Ontology annotation, biological process: DNA repair; DNA-templated DNA replication. Bases 1 to 1053 code for a protein of 350 amino acids. Gene Ontology annotation, cellular component: Rad17 RFC-like complex; DNA replication factor C complex; Ctf18 RFC-like complex. Gene Ontology annotation, molecular function: DNA clamp loader activity; DNA binding; ATP hydrolysis activity. The record is from RefSeq and is a predicted model, not a curated record. Lineage: Eukaryota; Fungi; Mucoromycota; Mucoromycetes; Mucorales; Lichtheimiaceae.